Molecule: messenger RNA, 729 nt
Organism: Brassica napus (rape)
Lineage: Eukaryota; Viridiplantae; Streptophyta; Magnoliopsida; Brassicales; Brassicaceae
Exons: 2
Coding region: 1-657 (218 amino acids)
Source: RefSeq, a predicted model, not a curated record
AUGGAGCAGAACGGGUUCUCUUUUCUCCCUUUUCUUAUCCAGAUGACCUCAAAUGCCGAGGAAGCUGCUCCCUUCACUUAUGAGACAGGGCAGGAGAUGACUGAAGCCAUGUUUGACGAGAGUUGUUUGGAUGGAAAUAUUUCAGGCGCAUUGGCUGGGGUGGAGGGAAUAGACGGAGUACCAGGGGUUGUUACCGGCGCUGAAGUCUCCGGAGCAUCGGCCGAUGGUGACUGGGUCGCUGGAGCAGUGGCAGGCGUUACAAUAGAAGCAGUGGGACUCGUCACCGGAGCAGCGAUGGGAGACUUCACUGGGUUCGUAGUUGGAGAAGAGACUGGACUCGUGGCGGCAGAGGGAGAAGAAACAGGGGAAGUCGCCGGAGCAAAGACAGGAGGUUGCAAAGGAGACGCAAUGGUUCGAGAUAAAACAGGGGGAGUUGCUGAAGGAGACGCAAUGGUUGGUGAGGAAACAGGAGACUUCGCAGGAGUUGCAAUGGUCCGGGAGGAUCUAGGGGAUGUAACCGGAGCAAAAACAGGGGAUUUAACAGGAGUUGCAAUGGACCGAGAGGAAACAGGGGAAGUCGGCGGAGAAAAAACAGGGGAUCUCGGUGGAGCUGCAAUAGUCGGAGACAAAACAGGAGACUUUCUCGGAGAAGAGUGAGGGAAUUUCGCAGGAGUCGCGGCUGUCGGAGAGGAAACAGGGGAACUCGUCGGCGUCAAAACAAUAGAUUUC